CACUGAUUGGCAUUGAUAGGUGGCACUGACUGGCACUGAUGGGUGACACUGAAAGGCAGCUCAGAUGGACACUGAUAUGUGGCAUUGAUGUGCACUGGUAGGCAUUGAUAUGUGGCAUUGAUGUGGCACUGUUCAGCACUGACAGCUGGCAUUGAUGGACACUGACAGGUGGCACUUCUGGGGCCACACUGAUCAUCAGGGCACACUGAUCAUCAGUGCCCUGAUGAUCACUGUCAGCGUGACAGCUCGUGAGGAGAGAAAUGCCGAUAACCGGCAUUUCCCUGUUUACAUGUGAUCAGCUUUGAUUGG
This is a messenger RNA of Staurois parvus, 309 nucleotides long. The record is from the annotation of a GenBank genome assembly. Lineage: Eukaryota; Metazoa; Chordata; Amphibia; Anura; Ranidae.